Messenger RNA from Corticium candelabrum, 1249 nucleotides. Its product is annotated as RNA-binding protein 7-like. Gene Ontology annotation, biological process: regulation of alternative mRNA splicing, via spliceosome. Gene Ontology annotation, molecular function: single-stranded RNA binding. The record is from RefSeq and is a predicted model, not a curated record. The coding region runs from base 40 to 1053 and encodes 337 amino acids. Lineage: Eukaryota; Metazoa; Porifera; Homoscleromorpha; Homosclerophorida; Plakinidae. The transcript has 2 exons. Gene Ontology annotation, cellular component: nucleus.
GCUUUUUGAUAUCACCACCCUGUUUCCUCGCUACACAAAAUGUCCGAAAGCGACGACAGCGAGAAAUGUUUUACUCUAUGGGUCGGAAGUCUACACCCCAAAGUUACCGAGGAGCUUCUGUGGGAGCUAUUUUUACAGGGGGGUCCGUUGGAGAGCGUCUCGUUACCAAAACAGCUGAGCGAGAGCGAGAGUCCGUCCGAACGCGUGCAUCGAGGCUUUGCGUUCGUUCGUUUCACUCACUGGGAGUCUAUUCCUUACUGUGAGAAGAUCUUCGCGAAUACGACUCUAUUCGGUCAGAGGCUCGUUGUCAGAGCAUCCCACGGUCGAGAUCCGGGCUCUCGCAGCCGGGGAUCCCAUACAGGUGACACAGGCCACUCGCAGAGUUUCCCUUCUUGGCAAUUUUCUGGCGGGGAUCCGGGACCUUCCAAACGUUACUCAUUACCCGGAUUUCAGCAGACCCGUAUGACUCCACUUCAGCAUUUUAGGCCACCUUUCAUGACAUCUCCACUCGGUUUCUCAACUCCUGUGAGGCCACCGGGUGUCGUGUCUUCACCGGUUGUGCCGCCUGUUGCUGGUUUACUAAGCUAUGCAUACCCUGGUGAUCCAAAUCGGACGGCAAUGUCUCCUACAGUUGAUGGACGGAGAGAAGACACGCAGUCCGAGAGUCGUGGUUCACGCACCGGACCGUACAGAGACGGUUACCCGGAUCGGAGAGUGUCACGUGACUUUGGUGGUUACCAUGACAACAUGAGAGGAAUUUCUCAUCAACGAUUUGCAGAAGACGGUCGCUAUAGAGAUAGUCACGAUUCGAGAGAUCGAUACGAACGGGACAGGUACCAGGAUAGAGGACAUUCGUACGAAUCCGGCAGAGACAGAGAUUGUGAUUAUGAUCAGUAUAGUAGCAGUCGCAGAUCCGAGGCAAGCGUUUACGAUGAUCGCUCGUACAGACAGAAAUACGAUGAUUAUAGGACUAGAGAGCGUGAUGUUGGCGUUGGUCGAAGCGGGAGGUACAGAGAUAGUUCGUACAGUGGGAGAUACUCAGACGACUAUUGAUAUGUGAAGACGUCUGUUUGAGUUGAUAAACACACUUUGUAAAGACUAGAUCACGUGACUUGUAAUUUAAUAUUAAAAGUUGCUCGUGUAGUCAAGCUCAUUGCGUACAUGUACACUGUACUUACAGGGAGGUAAAUACCCACAACACACGAGGCCUGGAAUAUAAUAAGACAAUCGAGUGCGUUUUUGUGUACAA